Molecule: messenger RNA, 7696 nt
Organism: Menidia menidia (Atlantic silverside)
Lineage: Eukaryota; Metazoa; Chordata; Actinopteri; Atheriniformes; Atherinopsidae
Source: the annotation of a GenBank genome assembly
AAUGUCCAAGAUCAGGCGGAAGGUAACAGUGGAGAAUUCAAAAACCAUAUCCGACAGCAGUAGCAGCAGCAGCACCACAACCAGCAGCACCACCAACCCCACCACCCCCUCUCGCAGGCCCAGUGUGUUCGAGAGACUCGGCCCCAGCACUGGGAGUAAUGCCGCUGAAAGCCACUGCAGAAAUUGGCUGAAGACUGGAAACUGCAGUUACGGCAACACUUGUCGCUACACACAUGGAACUCAGCCACGAGGCAAAGGAUUUAGCUUUAGCCGGUCGACUGAGAGGCCCACAGGUGAUCUGCGGGAGAGGAUGAAGAAUAAACGACAGGAUGUUGACCCGGAAAACUUGAAGCGAGACCUAGACGAGCCCACAUCGCCCACAGUAAGACAGAGAGACUCCUCCAGAGGCCGACACAGAGAGAAGGAGGACAUAAAGAUAACAAAGGAGCGCACCCCAGCCAGUGAAGAAGAGCCCACAGAGUGGGAAACUAACCGUGAAGACUCCGAUAUAGGUGACUACGACUACGAGUUGUCCCUUGAGAUGAAGCGCCAAAAGAUUCAACGAGAACUGCUGAAGUUGGAACAGGAAAACCUGGAAAAGCGAGAAGAGAUCGUCAUUAAAAAAGAUGAGACCCCCACAAAAACCAGAGCAACCACCAUGCCAAAGGCCUCUCCAGAGCUGUUGAGCUCAAAAGACUCGCCUUCAUCCAGAAAAUCCAGCGGCUCCCCAAAACUCAAAGGUGGAGCGAAAGCAGCGGGCUCAGGGAAGAAGGAGAAGAAAGCAGCUGCAUCUUUGGCUGAAGCUACAAGGGCAUCCAAAGGAAGCAAGAAGAAAGGGCCACGUACGCCCAGCCCUCCCCCUCCUGUCCCUUUGGAUAUUCCUGUGGUUGGGAAGAAACACAAAGGCAAGCACAAAAACAAGGAGAAGACGGAGGAGAAGCAGAAAGAAGGGAAAGAUCGUGGACGAGAUACUGAAAAACAUAAGGAGAAGAAGGAGAAACGCAGGGACCGAUCUGACAGUUCCCACAAGGCCAAGCGUGUUGUGACAUCAGACGAGCGCUCGGAUAGCGUGUCACCCGCCUCCAGGGGUGCAUCACCCUCAGCCAGGAAGAAGUCCAGCUCUCCUAAAGUUUCAUCUCAUAAGGCUCCUGUGCUCGCCUCCCCUCCUCGCAGGUCUCCUUCCCCGCCACGCCACCAGCGCACUCCCACGCCUCCCCGCCAUCACUCCCCUUCUUCCAACUCUGGCUCCUCCGCCCAGCGACACUCUCCUUCCCCUCGGCGACGCCGUUCUUCCUCCCCCAGCUACCAUAGAGGCACCACAGGGCCGGCUUCCGCCUCCUCCCCUCCAAGCUCCCGCCGCUCACGUUCGCCUGCAGCCUCCCGCGACACCUCCCCCCACCGGCGGUCGGACAGAUUGAGCCCCAGCCGGCACCACUCCAGAGGCCGAGAGCGCAGUCGGGGAGACAGGGAGAGGAGUCCGCCCUCCCAGGGACGCAGACAGGAGCGUAGAGAUGACAGCCGCAGCAAACGAGAGAAAGAUGGUGUCCGGGAUGACCGCGACUAUGACUCUGAACUCCUCUCAUCUCGAGACGGCCGCGAUGACAGGGAGAGCAGAGAGGCUCGCGAGCGACGCGACACUCGGGAGCGAGGAAGGGAAACAAACCGGGACUCUCGAGACGUGCGAGACAACAGGGACGUGAAGGACUCUAGAGAGAGCCGAGCCGACACCCGCUCCAGUCGAGAGUCACUCGAACGCCGCGACCGGGAACGAGAGCGGGAGAAAGAGAGGGAGCGGGAAAAGGAACGAGAGAGAGAGCGGAGCGACGCCUACAGGAAGGAGGAUCCAGCUCAGGAGGACAGGAUAUAUGGGAGAGGUCAUGGUCGGGAUGAGGGAGGAAGGGGGGACAGGAAUGGACGAGGCUCAAACAGAAAUUCCCGCGGUUCCCAGCUGGACAGCGGUUAUGAUAACUGGGAGUCUCGGAGCAGCGCGGCACGCGAUCGGAGCGCAGAGAGGAGCUCGGAUCGCACCGCAGGGGAAAGAACCUCCGACAGGGGCUCAGACCGAGACCGCUACGAGAGCGACAGAAGAGAGCCGGCCAGAGACUCCUCCUAUGACAGGAGGGGAGGACAUGCAGAGCGGGAUCGCAGAGACAACCGAGACAGAGACCAAAGAGCUGCUUCUCCAAACAGAUACCAGCGGAGGUCAGAGGAGUCUGAGAGGGAUGAGAGGCGGGAGGAGCGCAGGUCAGAUCGGUCAGACGACAGACGGGACGACAGGACCCGCGAGCGAGAGAGGGAGAGGGACAGGGAGCGGGAGAGAGAGCGGGAGAGAGAGAAGGAAAAGGAACGGGAGAGGGAAAAGGAGAAGGAGAGGGAGGCAGAGAGGGAGCGGGCCCGAGAGAGAGAGAGGGAACGAGAAAGAGAGCGAGAACGGGAGAGGGAGAGGGAGGAGAGGGAGAGAGAGAGGAAGGAGAGGGAGAGAGAGAGGGAGCAGCGGGAACGAGAGAGGCAGCGGGAAUGGGAGGAGCGCGAGAGAGGGAGGGAGGACAGGCGUGACCGGAGAGAGGACGGCAGGGACGAGCGACCUAGGCCCAGGGUGGAGAGCAGUCCAAGCCCGCGACCCUCACCCAAGCGCGCAGCUCGGGACUUCAGCCCUGCGGACAGUGAUGACUACAAUAGUCCUGAAGAUAAAAGUGAGCGUCUGACUGGCCGAGGGCAGGCCAAGCUCCACCCACAGCCCCUCCUCCCCAGCCCAGUGUGUCCACCUCCAACUGACAAUGGAGAUAAACAUCGGCUCCUGAGCCAGGUGGUGAGGCCCCAGGACCCUCUGUCCCGGUCGCCACCAAGGGGCCCUGCGCCCGAAGAGAAGGCCGCGCACUGGAAGGAUGAGGAGCGCCGAGGAGUCGGGGAUAAAAGGGAAGCACGCAGUCGCCACGAAGACCUGGAGCUUCGUGGGGAGCGAGGCAGAGGAGCAGAGAGGCGUGGGGAGUACCUCUCAGACGCUCCUGCUGACUCGCGUAUCCGAGGCAGAGAGCAGCGGGAGUCCACCCCUCCGGUGGCUCCUCCAGCUCACCCCGCUGCCGGGGACGACAGAGACGCUGCCGCGUCCCAGCCAUACGAGGAGGGCAAGAAGAAGCCAAAGUCGGUGAGGAAGGGUUUGAAGAAGGUUCGUAAGGAUGAGGAGCCUGCAGGUGGCAACGUAGUGGCUGCUGCCGGGGACCGUUUCAACCCCGAGCCUCCAGCCGCCGCCGCGGCAGAUGUGCCUCCACCCUUACACUCCCCCAGGAAAGGAGCCAAGAAGAAGGCGCCUGAGCGGAAAAGGAAGCGCUCAAGGGAAGAGUCUGAUGCAUCUGAAGAGGAGAUAGCUUCAUCCCUUCUGCCGCACAGCAAGAAAAAGAGGGGUCCCCGGACGCCACCGCCGUCAAUGAGGCCUGACCACCACGGAGGGAGGGGCGCCGCAGAGCCAGCACCACUCCCAAAACUGGACAAUUUCAGCGACUGGUCGGACGAGGAGGGAGCGGGUCCGCUGGACACACAGGUUCCCCCAGCUCCGGCCGACAGGACUCCAGCAGAGCCUCUCAGAAGAGGCGCUGGGCCCAGACUGGGCAGGGAGAGGGAUAGGUGCAACCCCCCACCCAUUGCCCCUCUUCUUUCUCCCGACCCUCCAAUGCUGCUGCAGACCAUGACUCCACAGCCCCUCAUGUCUCAGCCCCUGCUCCGCAAACCCCCGCCGGAGCAGACACGGAGCAGCAGCAUGGGCAGCAACCAGAGCCGGACAUCAACUCGACGCCUGCGUUCUCCAUCCAACGAGUCGGCCCACCGAGAAGACCUCCCGGGCCCACGGGCGCGCCGGGGCCGCGUGCAGGAGACCACCUCACGCGACCGAGACAGAGAGAGAGAAAGAGAGCGUGAGCGUGAGCGUGAGAGGGAGAGGGAGAGGGAGAGGGAGCGGGAGCGGGAACGAGACCGAGAGCGCGACAGGCCAGUGGUAAACGAUCCUCCCGGGGUCGAGAGGAAGUCCCGAAUCGACCAGCUGAGGCGAGGAGAGCCAAGCCGCAGCACCUCGUCAGACCGCCAAGACUCUCGCAGCCAUAGCUCAAGACGCAGCUCUCCUGACUCUGAGAGGCAGGCCAGAUCGAGGUCCCGGGCCGGCUCCUACGACAGCCGAGAGCGGGAGAGAGACAGGGAGCCCUACGAGCGGGACAGAGACCGAAAGGAGCUCCGGCCACAGCCGCCCCAGCAGCAGCAGCAGCAGCAGCCGCCCCUGCUGCUCCAGCAGCCCCUCCAGCAGCAGAGGGACUGGGAGCCGGAGCCCAGGGACUGGCCCAGCCGGGGGCGGGAGCCCCUGCUGAUGCGUCCUGGGCGGGAGCCCCUCCUCAGGGACAGGGACAUCAGGGACAGGGAUCGCCUACUGCCAGAAGGACUCCUGCAGCAGCAUGAGCGAGAGAGAGAGCGAGACAGAGACGCCAGAGUGGAAAGAGGUGGGGAUCGAGAGAGAGAGAGGAUGAUGAUGAUGAUGGACCUGCCGCCACAUGGCGACCCCCGGGGUUCAGGACGAGGGGAUCCGAGGGGUGAUGCGAGAGGAGAUCCGCGAGGAGACAUGAGGCAGGACAGGGGCGACUAUGAACCUCUGCUGCCAAGAGAAGCCUUCAGUCCUCCAGAAGCUGAGAAACCCAGCAACAGCCACCACCUCCCGGGCGAACAGCGGGAGCUGGAGAAGACCGACAGUAUUGAUGGAGAUGAUGAUGAUGGGAAAGAUGACGACCAGUCGGUUGCUUCCGUUGGAGAAGAGUAUGAACCAAUCAGUGACGAUGAGCUGGAUGAAAUUCUGGCUGACAGUCACAAAAAAGAGGAUCAGCAAGAGGAUGAGAAAAUCACAGGACCCCUGGAUGUGAUUGACGUGGACUGGUCCAGCCUGAUGCCCAAACAGAAGCAGGAGCCCCGGGCAGCGGGGGCGGCGCUGCUGCGCUUCACCCCGGGGGCCGUGCUGCUGAGGGCCGGCAUCUCCAAGCGCCUCGCUGGCCCAGAGCUCUUGGAGCAAGUCAAGCAGGUGUGCAAGUCUGAGGUGGACGACCCCAAAAAUGUUGACAAGCUGUUUGAGCAUGACCUGGGGGCCCUGAACAUGGCGGCUCUGAACAGGCGGGUGGAGAGGGCAGGUUUGCUGAGCAACUUGGGGCCUUGUUGCAAGGCCCUGUGUGCUCGCAGGGACUUCGCCAUCCGCCGGCAGCUGUUAAAAAACGAGAAGGGCCUGACCAAGCAGUACCCUGCUACUCCCAUGGUUGACAACGAGCUGCUUCAGAUGAGCAUCCGCCUCUUCAAAAGGACCGUGGCUGGCCAGACCUUGGCCUCAGAAAGGUCUGAUAGUGGGUCGGCACCGGCAGCAGAAGCUGCUGAAGCUGGUAGUAGUAAGCUAGGCACAGCUCAGCCCGAGGGGUCUAAAUUAGAACGGACUGAUUUCCUUUACCCACAAGCCUCUCCUGUACAUCCGUCCUUCCGAUUUCCGGCUCAGCUACAAGCCGAGAUGGCCCCAACCAAGAAAGGAGAGAAAAAGAAGGGGCGUUCAGCCAUCAACGAGGUGGUGACCAGAGAGUACACCAUCAAUGUCCACAAGCGUAUUCAUGGAGUGAGUUUCAAAAAGAGGGCUCCCCGUGCAAUCAAGGAGAUCCGCAAGUUCGCCGUCAAGGAGAUGGGGACUCCUGAUGUUCGCAUCGACACUCGCCUGAACAAGGCAGUGUGGAGCAAGGGGAUCAGGAACGUGCCGUACAGGAUGCGCGUACGGCUGUCCAGGAAGCGUAAUGAGGACGAGGAUUCCCCCAACAAACUGUACACCCUGGUCACAUACGUUCCUGUCACCACAUGCAAAGGUCUGCAGACAGUCAAUGUGGGAGCCCCCCCGCGGCCCCAUGGCCUUUGGCUGAUGCGCAGAGCCAUGCGGCACCACUGGCUGCUCCUCGGGGCCUGCGGCUGGGUCCUGCUCAUCCUGAUCUUUGUCAGGAACUUCAUCAGCUUCAGAGCUGUGGACGAUUAUGGGGAGCGACCCGGUCAGGGUUGGACAGUGCCAAGCACCAAGGAGGGGAAAGCCAUUCCUGUGUCCAGUCCUGAAAAAAAAGCCCCAAAUUCAUCUCAUCAGUCCUCAGCGAGGCCGCCGGCCACAGGCUGGCAGGCAGUCUCUGACAGCCGGAUUGAGCUGCUGUCAAGCGUGUGCAAGAACAGCAGCCUCAGGAAUUUGACUCACGUCUCCAUCAGCAAGUUCGUCCUGGACCGCAUCUUUGUCUGUGACAAACACAAGAUUUUGUUCUGCCAGACGCCCAAAGUGGGAAACACACAAUGGAAGAAGGUCCUCAUUGUGCUCAAUGGAGCUUUCCCCAGUGUGGAGGAGAUCCCAGAAAACCUCGUCCAUGACCAUGACAAAAAUGGCCUGCCUCGCCUGUCUUCCCUCACUCCACAGGAGAUAACUCACAGGUUAAACUCUUACUUUAAGUUUUUCAUCGUGAGGGAUCCCUUUGAGCGCCUGAUUUCCGCCUUCAAGGACAAGUUUGUGAAGAACCCUCGCUUUGAGCCGUGGUACAAGCACGACAUCGCUCCCGCCAUCAUCCGGAAGUACCGCAAGAGCCACCGCGACAGCCAGCUGGCCGCCUCCGGCCUGCACUUUGAGGACUUUGUCCGUUACCUGGGCGACGUGGAGGGCCGGCGGCGCAUGGACCGGCAGUUCGGCGAGCACGUCAUCCACUGGGUCACCUACGCCGAGCUGUGCGCCCCCUGUGAGAUCCACUACAGCGUGGUGGGCCACCACGAGACCCUGGAGGAGGACGCCCCGCACAUCCUGAGGGCGGCAGGCAUCCAGCACCUGGUGUCCUAUCCGGCCAUCCCCCCGGGCAUCACCCGCUACAACAGGACCAAGGUGGAGCGCUAUUUCUCAGGCAUCGGCCGGCGGGACAUCAGACGUCUCUACGCACGCUACCAGGGAGACUUCCAGCUGUUUGGGUACCCCAGCCCAGAGUUUUUACUCAACUGACAGAUGAGCUCUGGUGUGCUGGUGUGAGAAGCUGGGACCCUUUGGUGUCUGCUCUUAUUUUGGUAACUCUGUUGGAAUGUCAUUGUUGGUGGCGACUAGGAAGCGCUGCCCGGGGUCAUCUAUUUAAGACAAUCGUCAGCAAACCCCGUUGCAGAUGUGAGGAGUUUCCUAAGGAGCAGCCAUACACGGUUGAUUCUUCUCCUAUUUAAUAUUCAUUUCUUUGUGUUCCUCUGUAAUCACACAUGUCAGAGGUGUGCUCUGUAACUUCAGGGAUAGAUUCUCAUAAUCCUGUAAUGUAGCUGUUAUAUUGCACUGUUUAGGUCCUGCGUGUCCACCCUUCAUCCUGUUGGUGGGUUGGGCUCCACGUGUCCUCUGUGGUGGUUGCUGAUGCGUCAAAAACAAGUAAAAGUUCCUGAAUCCGCAUCGCUCUUUGGACACCGAAGACUGAAGAAACCGAUGAGACACUGGUACUUUUCAUGGAUAUUUUUGCUGAGCGCUGUUACCUUUUUACAUUUUUUACCAUUAAUUUUUGCACAUUAAUGUCCUGUAAAAUACUAAGUUUGUCUUUAGAAAACACGGCAAUAUCCCGAGAAGCCUCAACACUCGAUUUGUGCAGCUGGAGUGGGUGGCAACUGGGACCGAAUUAAAAGAUUUGUUUGUGUUUUUUUUGUUUGUUUUUUU